UUAGCAAGAAACAAAAAAACAUGUUUUUGGUUGCUUUAGUGGGCUAUACAUUUUUUCAUGGCUUCACCUUGACCCAUAAAAAAAAAAAAAAUCAUGUACUGUAUAAAUAAUUUGGAGAAAACCGAUGUCAUCCCCUGUUUGUCCACAAGGGGGAGCCAAAUCCACUGGCGACGCCACUGAUGCCUCACUGUUAAAUCAACCAUUUAGUUAUCGACAGUUAUCUUAAGAUAAUAUGCACAACUUAACUCGCCAAACUGAAAACUAUAUUUUAAUUCAUAUUUUGUAUGAUGUUAACCCCACAAUUUACAGAUGCUUUACAACAAUAAACAGAAUCUUUCUCACCACAGAAUGCUAAAUGUGAGCACGUCUGCCCCACUGUGACAUCACAGUGAGCCAAUUAACGUAACAAUCACCCCCACAUCGAUAUACUGUAGUGUCAGCGAGUGACAUGAUCAGCUGGCCAAAGGUGCAGGAUGAAAGAUCAUUCAAAGGAAAGUAGAGUUGCAGUAUUAUUGUUAUUGUUGUUCGUGGUUAGCCUUGGGUGUUCUGUAUUAUAAACAUGUUUGGCAACGUUGUCUCCUUUUUUUGUAUUGCAGCAUUUCUCUUCAUUAUAUAGGACUUGAUUAUUCAACUUUCCAUCUGUUUUUCUAAACCAUUUUGGUCAUCCUGUUUCAGGUGAAUCUGUGCCCAUUAUAAUCCAUCAAGGGGACAUUUAACAAAGAAUGAUCAGUCAUCAAUUUUGGCAUGAAUUGAGGCGACUCGCAAUCGAGGAGGAAGAAUCAUGAUAUGCUUUAAGAUACAGUGUGGUCACGAACCGGAUUAAAUUUGUAACUCAAGGCCCCAUUGUAUAUCGUUGACUUCAUAAUCUCUUGUUUUAAUUCAACGUUUACUGUGAAUUUUUUUCUCCAAAGAAACGCAGACUCCAAAUCUAGGGGCGGCUUUAUGAAACCCCAAACGAACCAUCUCCUGCCCUCAUAAACAUCACGUCUGCGCUCUUUAGCGCCGCCCCUCCUCCUUUUCCUCUCUCAUCACUCCGUCCACCUCUCCUUCUCCUUCCAUCCCUCCAUCCACCACCACCUGUACAUCUGCCACAAGCCAGGCCGCUACCCAGCGUGCGACGGUCGGAGACCGAGCAGCCACGCGAAUCGCUCCUCUUACCCCAGCACCAAUUGUUUUUGAUUGUUUGUUUUGUUGGAAAAGAAACGUGAGGCGGAUUCAACGUCGUCGCUGUAUUUGCAACACCCCCCCCCCCUUCACCACCACCACCUUAUUUUUGCCGAUCGAAUUGGACGUUUACGCACCGGAUGACGCACGACGAAGCAAGCCGUGUCGGCAUCGCGACCCUGGAUCCUCCCAUCCGCUAGCAAGGUGCUCCCCAGCCGCGUCCAGCCAACUUUUGCGGCCGCUCGGCAGUCGCCGGAGCUUGGCCGCCGACUCGCCAUGGCCCCCGAGCGCCGGCGGGUCUCGCCGCUUUGAAACGAGUCGACGACCCGCCCGAUCGCCCGGCCGCGACAUGGCGAAGAGCCGCGAGCGGCUGAGCCCGGAGCCGUCGGUGCACAUGGCCAAGAUGAACGUCAUCAUCCCCUUCUCGCCCGAUGUGCCGUGCGACAGCAACGGCCAGCGCAUGUGGUGGGCUUUCCUCGCCUCGUCCAUGGUCACCUUCUUUGGGGGGCUCUUCAUCAUCCUGUUGUGGCGGACCCUCAAGUACCUGUGGACCGUCUGCUGCCACUGCCGAGACAAGAAGAAGGACGUGCACAGGCUGACCCCGGCCGACGGAGUCCUCAAACGUGCCGACAAAGACGAGGCGGCGGCGGCCAGCGAGGUGGGAUGGAUGACGUCGGUGAAAGAUUGGGCGGGAGUGAUGAUCUCCGCUCAGACGCUGACGGGACGAGUCCUGGUGGUGCUCGUCUUUGCCCUCAGCAUUGGAGCUCUGGUGAUCUACUUCAUCGAUUCCUCAGAUCCCAUCGAGUCGUGUCAGAACUUCUACGAGGACGUCACGCUGCAGAUCGACAUGGCCUUCAACAUUUUCUUUCUCCUCUACUUUGGCCUCCGAUUCAUCGCGGCCAAUGACAAGUUGUGGUUCUGGCUGGAGGUCAACUCGGUGGUGGACUUCUUCACGGUGCCGCCCGUCUUCGUGUCCGUCUACCUGAACCGGAGCUGGCUCGGCUUGAGGUUCUUAAGGGCCCUAAGGUUGAUACAGUUCUCUGAGAUUUUACAAUUUUUGAAUAUACUCAAGACAAGCAACUCCAUCAAGCUGGUCAACUUGUGUUCCAUCUUCAUCAGCACAUGGCUCACGGCGGCCGGAUUCAUCCAUUUGGUGGAAAAUUCUGGGGAUCCUUGGGAGAACUUCGAGAAUUCUCAGGCGCUUUCCUACUGGGAAUGUGUGUACCUGCUGAUGGUCACCAUGUCCACGGUGGGCUACGGCGACGUUUACGCCAAAACCACCCUGGGCCGACUCUUUAUGGUCUUCUUCAUCCUUGGUGGUCUGGCCAUGUUUGCGAGCUACGUGCCUGAAAUCAUAGAGUUAAUAGGCAACCGCAAGAAAUACGGUGGUUCCUAUAGUGCUGUUAAUGGCAGAAAGCCAUGUUUGCUCGCUACGUGCCAGAAAUUGCCGCUCUCAUCCUUAAUCGGAAGAAAUAUGGAGGGAGUUAUAACUCGACCAGAGGCAGAAAGUAAGUCCAAUCAUGUUCACUGGUGUGGUUUUUGUGUGUGACUUUUUCUUGUCUUUUCUCCUGGUGAGAAAUGUGAGAUGUAAACAUCUCCGCGUUCAAGUCACACCGUGACUGAAGAACUGGGCCAUGGUUCGUUCGUCUUGUUUGCUUGUGUUGUCGUCGUCGCUGCUGCUGCUUCGUGUCCGCCCGCUAGGUAUCGUUCUUGUGUUGCCGUUUAAAAACAAUGUGGCUGCCUGUCAGGUGUUGAGCCAACUAGUCGCCAUCUCGACCAGUCAACACGUUGUCUCGUGUAGUCACGUUUGUCUUUAUUAUCUAUACAUAGCAUUGCAAUUUUUCAUCAUAGAACCUUCACCUCCUAAGAUUACCGUAUUUUCCGCACUAUAAGGC
Molecule: messenger RNA, 3059 nt
Organism: Hippocampus comes (tiger tail seahorse)
Lineage: Eukaryota; Metazoa; Chordata; Actinopteri; Syngnathiformes; Syngnathidae
Product: calcium-activated potassium channel subunit alpha-1-like
Exons: 10
Coding region: 1514-2713 (399 amino acids)
Biological process (GO): potassium ion transmembrane transport
Cellular component (GO): postsynaptic membrane
Molecular function (GO): large conductance calcium-activated potassium channel activity
Source: RefSeq, a predicted model, not a curated record